CAGUAGUUCCAUUUAUUUCAGUGAAAACAGGGACUGGAACAGAUAUUUGUACGAUCACAUUCGUAGUGGCAUUAUCCACAAUAGCAAAAGGGGGAAGCAACCGAAAUGUCCAUUGACAGAUAAAUGGAUAAAUAAAAUGUGGUAUCUACAGCCAAUGGAUUAUCAUUCAGCCUUUAAACGGAAGGAAAUUCUGAAACAUGCAACAAUAUGGAUGAACCUUGAGGACAUUAUGCUAAGUGAAAUAAGGCAGAUACAAAAAAAAAAUACUAUGUGAUUCCUCUUAUAUGAGGGACCUAGGGCAGUCACAUUCAUAGAGACAGAAAGUGGCAUGGUAGUUGCCAGGAGCUGGGCUGAGUGGGAAAUGAGGAUUGUGUUUAAUGGGUACAGAGUAUCAGUUUUACAAAAUGAAAAGAGUUCUGUGGGUGGAUGUUGGUGAUGGUAGCACAACAACAUGAACAUAAGUAACACUACAGAGUUGUAUACUUAAAAAUGGCCAACUUCGAUCAAUUUUCCAUGCCAAGGUUAAAAAAUUGUUAAGAUGAUAACUUUUAUGUUUUGUUGUAUUUUUACCAAAAUCUUUUAAAAACAGCCUCAGCCUUGGGACAGUCAGGAAUUACUUUUGUUUGUCUACAGUUGAUCACAUACUCAGUUACUGACUAGCAACAACCAGUCAUUCAUUCAACAAAUAUUUAGUGAGCAUCUGCCAUGUGCCAGUUACUCUUCUAGAUACCUGGGGUAUAGUAGUGAAUAAAAUAAACAGAAAGCCCACAGAGCUUAUAUUCUAAACUGAUUUCAUAUUCAGGACUCAUUUUGAAACCUAAAUUCAGAGAAAGAACCAGAACUAGCCUGAGCAACAUAGAAAGACCCCAUUUCUACAAAAACUACAAAACUUAGGUGUGGUGGCAGGUGCCUGUUGUCCCAGCUACUCUGGAGGCUGAGGAAGGACUGCUUGAGCCCAAGAGUUUGAGGCUGCAGUGAGCUAUGAUUGUGCUACUGUACUCCAGCCUGGGCAACAGAGCACAACUCUGUUUCUAAACAAAAAGAAAGAAAAGAAAAGAAAAAGAGGCUGGGUGCGGUGGCUCACACCUGUAAUCCCAGCACUUUGAGAGGCCAAGGCAGGUGGAUCACCUGAAGUCAGGAGUUUGAGACCAGCCUGGCCAACAUGGCAAAACCCCACCUUUAUUAAAAAUACAAAAAUCAGCCAGGUGUAGUGGUGUGAGCCUGUAAUCCCAACUAUUCAGGGGGGCCUAGGUAGGAAAAUCACUUGAACCUCGGAGGCAGAGGUUGCAGUGAGCCAAGAUUGUGCCACUACACUCCAGCCUGGGCGACAGAGUGAGACUCUGUCUCAAAAAGAAAAAAAAAAGAAAAAGAACCAGAACUGGCAGUUGACCAAAUAUAUGAAAAAAUGUUCAACCUCACUGAAAUAGAGAAAUGCAAAUUAAAACUACACUUAUUUUCCUUUAUAGAUUGGCAGAAACUCCGAACUAUUGACAAAAUACUCUGUUGGUGAGGCUAUGGGGAAACAGGCGCUCUCAUACAUUGCUGGUGUAAGUGCAAAAUGACACAUUGUCCAGGGAGAGCAAUUAAGCAGUAUCUCCAUGAAUUCCACCAGUGCCUCAUCAGGCUUGCCAGUGAGUUCAACAAUGUACCUUCUGCCAUGGGAAUUGCAUCCAAUUUGAACCAGUUACUGUAAUUCAAUAAUAAAUUCUAAGAAAUAAAUGCAAAUUUAUAAAGACUAUAUGUAGAAAGAUGUUUAUUGCAGCAUUAUUUGUAAUCGUAGAAACUGCAAAAAAAUCUGCAAUGUUUCUCAAGAGAGAAAUGGUUGGAUAAACAAUGGUAUACUCGUGCUAUGGAAUAUUAUGGAAUCAUUGAAAAUGGCUAUGUUUGUCUACUUUCCCUCAUAUGUUAAAUAAAAAGUUGCAGACAAAAUGCAUAAUCAUCAAAAUAGCUAAUACAUUACCUUCACAAUGUGCCAAUGCCUGUUCUAAGGGCUUUUCAUAUAUUAUUUCAUUUAAUUCUCACAAGAACUUUAUGGGAUAAGUAUUAUUAUUAUCCCGUUUCAAAGAUGAAGAAGUCCAGGCAUAGAGAGGCUGAGUAGCCCAAAGCUAUCCAACUAGGGCCUGGAACCGAAGCCAGGCAGUCUGGCUCUGGCAUACCAGCAUAUAACCAUAAUUAUCUAAACAUAAUUCUGUGUUUGAAUACAUGUGGAUAUACAUAUAUUAUGUUUGAAUAUAUAUGUAUGGGUGUGUGUGUGUGUGUGUGUGUGUGUAUGUAGGCAUACACUCUAGCUCUAGUUCUAGACAUAUAAAUUUAGGGAAGAAAUGAAUACCCAUCAAAUUAUUAAGAAUGGUUAUGACUCUACAAAUUGGAUAGGAUGAAAGAAGUAGGGAAAGGAAUUUUUACUUCUUUAUGUAGUGUGUGUGAGAGAUUAUGUAUAUGUGGUUUCCAAUAUAUUUCAAGUAAGUUUUUAAACAACAACAACAACAAAAAACAGUUUGAGAGAGUCUUCCUGAAACUCGUCUAUUAAAAUCAUAUCCAUAUAGCUACGAGUCUACAGAAUUUUAAGACCUGGAUUUACCAUAAGCACAAAUGCCUUUCGGCAGCGGAUUCACCACUUCCCAACUUCCCAAGGUUGCGGGAAUCAUUUAAAAUAAAUUCUGCGAUCGGACCUACUUUCCAUACCCAAACACCCCCCCAAGAGUGAGUGAGUGAGUGUGUGUGUGUGUGUGUGUGUGUAUGUGUCCUAUUUAAUUCCUUCCCCCCUCCCCCAUUUCUACCUCUGGAUUUGUAGGGCAGUUGAACAUUCCUUUUCUACAACGUGCAUUCAUUUAAUGGAAAACUUUUACUUAGUUGGCUUCAACCUUUCCUUUUCUAGGAUAAAUCAAAUGGUUUUCGUUCCGCACCCUAACAAGGCAAGAAAUGACAAACUCCUCCGUCCCCCUACGCGGGCGCCGGAGCACGACGGGUCAAGUCGGAAUCGCCACGUGGAAACAACUCUCAGCAUCGCGAACUCCAAAUCCCGACGUGCAACGCGGGGCGGGAUGGGAACAGUUUGCAGGAACUGCAGAAGCCUGUGGCGUGGAACCUGGACAGGUCCCGUGCAGAAAGGGCGCUAUGCCUUACAGAAAAGCUCCUUGCCUCCCAAAUGACGCCCAGCCUUCCUGCCCCGUUCCACCGCUUUCACACGGCCCCGCCCCUCUGCAGAGUUGGUUUAUUCCCCGCAGCCACCGCUUCUUUCCCCAAAGAGAAAAAGGUGCUGCUGCGCCUUUUCAAGCCUUGGACCUUUACGCCCGCACUUUCCUCUGCCCAGAAAGCUUACUGCUUAACUCCAGUACAACUUACUGGUGCGCCUGGAUCCACCCCCGUCUCCACUCUGCUUAAGACACAGGAGGCUGAUAGGCUGGAAGAAUGAAUAGAUGACAUAAAAUAGUCAUUGUUAUCCCCACAUAACUUGGCAGCAAGAUUGUGGAACUCUGCAGUCAGACAGAUCGGGUUCCAAUACCAGUUCUUCCACUUACUAGCUGGGUAAACUUCCUUCAUCCUUCUGAGAGUUCAAGAAACGUUUGCUGAACGAAUGAAUAAGAUGUUUUGCAGAGAUAAUGCUUGUAUCGUGCCUGGCCCAAAAUCAGCGCUCAAUGGAAUUACUGGUCUCCCUACUAUAUGCCACCUUCUCUAUUUAUGCAGGUUCUGAGUUCCUCGCAGCGGGGGAACAUCUGGCUCGGUUCUAUCUCCCCAAGGCGCUGGGUUCCCAGAAGUUUCUAGAAUGAAUACGGAGGGCUACAUAUUUCACAUGCGCGGGGCGGGGAAACUGCUGGGCGAUUAGAGAUUCCCGAUGGAGCUGGCCCCUUCGUGGCGACCACAAGUCCUAUCACGCCGCAAGAAUCUCGGCUUGUUCACCUACAAAUGAAGGCCGACGAUACUUGCAGACCGAGUCUGACAUCUAUGGGACCCCACUCCUACCCUGCGCCUCCAGGGGCCGGGACAACCGUGACCCGUACCCACUCCUCGCGCCUCCGGGAUCAACCUCAGAAAUCUGUGGGCCCCCGGGGAAGACGCAUGCGCACUGCUCCCUCCUCGUCUCCUUCCCUUCGUUAAUUAGUCCGUCGCAUUUCAAGUGCUGGAUCCUUUUUGUCCCCUACUGCGUGCGGUGUCAGCUUCCUUGCGGAAGUGGUGACCGUGAGAGAAGAAGAUGGCGGCCCCUGUAGUGGCGCCGCCUGGUGUGGUGGUUAGUCGGGCAAACAAGCGCAGCGGCGCGGGGCCGGGAGGCAGCGGUGGCGGGGGAGCCAGAGGGGCGGAGGAGGAACCGCCGCCGCCCCUACAAGCCGUUCUGGUGGCCGAUAGCUUCGAUCGCCGCUUCUUCCCCAUCUCCAAGGACCAGCCUCGGGUCCUCUUGCCCCUGGCCAAUGUGGCAUUAAUUGACUACACUCUGGAAUUCCUGACUGCCACAGGUGUACAGGAAACAUUUGUCUUUUGUUGCUGGAAAGCUGCUCAAAUCAAAGAACAUUUACUGAAGUCAAAGUGGUGCCGCCCUACAUCUCUCAAUGUGGUUCGAAUAAUUACAUCAGAGCUCUAUCGAUCACUGGGAGAUGUCCUCCGUGAUGUUGAUGCCAAGGCUUUGGUGCGCUCUGACUUUCUUCUGGUGUAUGGGGAUGUCAUCUCAAACAUCAAUAUCACCAGAGCCCUUGAGGAACACAGGUUGAGACGGAAGCUAGAAAAAAAUGUUUCUGUGAUGACGAUGAUCUUCAAGGAGUCAUCCCCCAGCCACCCAACUCGUUGCCACGAAGACAAUGUGGUAGUGGCUGUGGAUAGUACCACAAACAGGGUUCUCCAUUUUCAGAAGACCCAGGGUCUCCGGCGUUUUGCAUUUCCUCUGAGCCUGUUUCAGGGCAGUAGUGAUGGAGUGGAGGUUCGAUAUGAUUUACUGGAUUGUCAUAUCAGCAUCUGUUCUCCUCAGGUGGCACAACUCUUUACAGACAACUUUGACUACCAAACUCGAGAUGACUUUGUGCGAGGUCUCUUAGUGAAUGAGGAGAUCCUAGGGAACCAGAUCCACAUGCACGUAACAGCUAAGGAAUAUGGUGCCCGUGUCUCCAACCUACACAUGUACUCAGCUGUCUGUGCUGACGUCAUCCGCCGAUGGGUCUACCCUCUCACCCCAGAGGCGAACUUCACUGACAGCACCACCCAGAGCUGCACUCAUUCCCGGCACAACAUCUACCGAGGGCCUGAGGUCAGCCUGGGCCAUGGCAGCAUCCUAGAGGAAAAUGUGCUCCUGGGCUCUGGCACUGUCAUUGGCAGCAAUUGCUUCAUCACCAACAGUGUCAUUGGCCCCGGCUGCCACAUUGGUGAUAACGUGGUGCUGGACCAGACCUACCUGUGGCAGGGUGUUCGAGUGGCGGCUGGAGCACAGAUCCAUCAGUCUCUGCUUUGUGACAAUGCUGAGGUCAAGGAACGAGUGACACUGAAACCACGCUGUGUCCUCACUUCCCAGGUGGUCGUGGGCCCAAAUAUCACGCUGCCUGAGGGCUCGGUGAUCUCUUUGCACCCUCCAGAUGCAGAGGAAGAUGAAGAUGAUGGCGAGUUCAGUGAUGAUUCUGGGGCUGACCAAGAAAAGGACAAAGUGAAGAUGAAAGGUUACAAUCCAGCAGAAGUAGGAGCUGCUGGCAAGGGCUACCUCUGGAAAGCUGCAGGCAUGAACAUGGAGGAAGAGGAGGAACUGCAGCAGAAUCUGUGGGGACUCAAGAUCAACAUGGAAGAAGAGAGUGAAAGUGAAAGUGAGCAAAGUAUGGAUUCUGAGGAGCCGGACAGCCGGGGAGGCUCCCCUCAGAUGGAUGACAUCAAAGUGUUCCAGAAUGAAGUUUUAGGAACACUACAGCGGGGCAAAGAGGAGAACAUUUCUUGUGACAAUCUCGUCCUGGAAAUCAACUCUCUCAAGUAUGCCUAUAACAUAAGUCUAAAGGAGGUGAUGCAGGUACUGAGCCACGUGGUCCUGGAGUUCCCCCUGCAACAGAUGGAUUCCCCGCUUGACUCAAGCCGCUACUGUGCCCUGCUGCUUCCUCUGCUAAAGGCCUGGAGCCCUGUUUUUAGGAACUACAUAAAGCGCGCAGCCGACCAUUUGGAAGCGUUAGCAGCCAUUGAGGACUUCUUCUUAGAGCAUGAAGCUCUUGGUAUUUCCAUGGCCAAGGUACUGAUGGCUUUCUACCAGCUGGAGAUCCUGGCUGAGGAAACAAUUCUGAGCUGGUUCAGCCAAAGAGAUAUAACUGACAAGGGCCGGCAGUUGCGCAAGAAUCAACAGCUGCAGAGGUUCAUCCAGUGGCUAAAAGAGGCAGAAGAGGAGUCAUCUGAAGAUGACUGAAGUCACACUGCCUGCUCCUUUGGGUGUGACUGAGUGCCCUCCUGGCUCCUGGGCUGGGACAAGUGAGGAACUAGCUGCAGAGGGAUGAGUGACCACCAUCCAGGCUGAGACUGAAAGGAGCAGAGGCUGGAACUACAGUAUUCUUUCCCCUGCUAGCAACCAUGUGCCUCCCAUCCUGACUGUGGAGUUGGGAUGUGGAAGUGGGGCUGGAACAAAGCUUCUGCCUAGGGAGGAGCUAAGCAGGCCCGGCAGUUGGAGGAAGGCCAGAGGAACAGCUUUGUGCUCCGGCUUUCCCUCAGGGAACAGCAGAGAGCAGUUGGCUCUUUCUGCUGCUUGUAUAUGUUAAUAUUAAAAGAGAGAGUGGUGUA
Molecule: messenger RNA, 6723 nt
Organism: Pan troglodytes (chimpanzee)
Lineage: Eukaryota; Metazoa; Chordata; Mammalia; Primates; Hominidae
Gene: EIF2B5
Product: eukaryotic translation initiation factor 2B subunit epsilon
Exons: 16
Coding region: 4190-6355 (721 amino acids)
Cellular component (GO): eukaryotic translation initiation factor 2B complex
Molecular function (GO): translation initiation factor binding; translation initiation factor activity; guanyl-nucleotide exchange factor activity
Source: RefSeq, a predicted model, not a curated record